Microcebus murinus (gray mouse lemur) is the source of this 2626-nucleotide messenger RNA. NCBI's taxonomy places the organism in Eukaryota, Metazoa, Chordata, Mammalia, Primates, Cheirogaleidae. The record is from RefSeq and is a predicted model, not a curated record.
AUGAACACUGUUGCAAAGGCAGCUGGCCACCAGGAGGAGAGCGUGGGGAGCCCUGGGUCAGCGGAGGCCGCUGUGCUGAGGGUUGCAGGCAGGUCUGAGGGUGGCCAGCUCGGGGGCCGUGCCAUGUCCUUCCAGAACAUCAUCCGCCUCUCCCUGGAUGACCCUGCCCAUGCCGUGUGUGUGCUGGGCUCGGAGAUCUACGUGGAUGUCAGUGGGUGCGCCCCGCAGAUGUGCGAGUGCUUCACCAUCCACGGCUCGGGGAGGGUCCUGAUCGACAUCGCGGACACGAUGAUCACCGACAAGGAGGACGCCACCAUCUGGUGGCCCCUGACCGAGCCCACGUACGCCAUCGUGAAGAUGACAUCACCGAGCUUCAUGGUGGACGGGGACAAGGUCUUGGUCACGUACUAUGGCACCAACGAGGAGAUGUCCCUGGGUACAGCCGUGCUGUACCUCACUGGCAUCGACGUCUCCCUGGAGGUAGACAUCUACCGCACUGGGCAAGUCGGGUUGCCGAGUGACAAGAAGGCAAAGAAAAAAUGGACCUGGGGCCCCAACGGCUGGGGUGCCAUCCUGCUCGUGAACUGCAGUCCUGACCCAGGCCAGCUCGAGGACCAGGUCAAGGAGACCAAGAAGGUGCUCCUCUCUGACGAAAUAAAGAACCUGUCCCAGAUGAUGCUGAACGUCCAAGGCCCCAGCUACACCUUAAAGAAAUACCAGCUGGUCCUCCACACCUCCGAGGAAGAGUCGAAGAAGGCAAGAGUCUACUGGCCCCAAAAAGACAGCGCUCAUACCUUCGAGCUGGUGCUGGGGCCCGGCCAGCACACCUACACCCUGCCCCUCCUGGGGAACCACUUGAAGGAGACCCUCUACGUGGAAGCCACGGAGUUCCCGUCCGCCAGCUUCUCGGGCCUGAUCUCCUACUCUGCCUCCCUGGUGGAAGAGUCUCAAGACCCGUUGAUCCCAGAGGUCCCGGUGUACAAAGACACAGUGGUGUUCCGCGUGGCUCCGUGCAUCUUUCUUCCCAGCACCCAGAUGCCACUGGAGGUUUACCUGUGCAGAGAGCUGCAGCUCCAGGGAUUUGUGAACACGGUGACGGAGCUGAGCGAGGAGAACCACUUCCAGGUGGCUUCUGUCUAUGAGGACCCCAACCGCCUGGGCAAGUGGCUCCAGGAUGAGAUGGCCUUCUGCUACACCCAGGCGCCCCACAAGACGGUGUCCUUCGUCCUCGACACCCCUCGGGCUAUCUUACUUGAAGAGAUCUCCAUGAAAUACUCACUGAGCCCUGGUGUCGGCUACAUGAUCCAGGAGACCAAGGACCACACGGUGGCCAGCAUGGAUUCCAUCGGGAACCUGAUGGUCUCCCCGCCUGUCAAGGUCCAGGGGAAGGAAUACCCCCUGGGCAGGGUCCUCAUCGGCAGCAGGUUCUACCCCAGCGCAGAGGGCCGGGCCAUGAGUGAGGCCCUCCGAGACUUCCUCUAUGCCCAGCAGGUCCAGGCCCCAGUGGAGCUCUACGCAGACUGGCUGAUGUCGGGCCACAUGGAUGAGUUCAUGUGCUUCGUCCCCAUAGAUGACAAGAGUGACGGCAAAAAGAGCUUCCAGCUGCUCCUGGCCAGCCCCAGAGCCUGCUACACACUCUUGCAGGAGAAGCAGAGGCAAGGCUACGGCAACGCGCUCCUGUUUGACGAGGUCAGGGGGGACCAGCUCCUUUCCAACGGAAGGGAAGCCAAGACCAUCGAUCAGUUUCUCGCUGAUGAAAACCUGAGAAAGCAGAACGAAUUUGCAGAGAAGUGCAUUCUUCUGAACCGUGAGAUCCUGAAGACGGAGCUGGGCCUGGUGGAGAAGGACAUCAUCGACAUACCCCAGCUCUUCUGCUUGGCGAGGCUGACCAACGUCCCCUCCGAACAGCAGCCCCAGAGGCCCUUGGCCAGGCCGUACUUCCCUGACCUGCUGCAGAUGAUCGUGAUGGGCAAGACCCUGGGGAUCCCCAAGCCUUUUGGGCCCCAAAUCAAGGGAACCUGCUGCCUGGAAGAAAAGGUCUGCCAGUUGCUGGAGCCCCUGGGCUUCAAGUGCACCUUCAUCGACGACUUUGACUGCUACCUGACCGACGUCGGAGACCUCUGCGCCUGCGCCAACAUCCGCCGGGUGCCCUUCGCCUUCAAGUGGUGGAAGACGGUGCCUUAGCCCAGGCCCUGGGCCGCCGGCUCCGCCCUGGCGUGAGUGGCCCACUGCCACCGGGCAACAGCGCGACUCCUUGCCCGGAACGCGAGGCUGCAGAGUCGAGGCAGUACAGCCCUUCCCCGUCUGCCCGUCCCUCAAACCCUGCAGGGCGGGCAAACGUCACCAGCUUGAGCCCCUGUAGGGGGAAAGGUGGAAAACUAUCUUCAGCCAAGAUGUUUACUGAAUGGCCAAUAAAGCUCUAGCUGUUCUGAAUGCAUUUUGGCGGUGGCCCCCUUGUUUGAGACAGCUGGGGACAAAGCUGAGCUGCUGACACACCUGUGGGUGGUCCUGCCAUCCCACGUAAGUCGGGGCAGGGACUCGGCUAGAUGAUGCUGCUGCCCUUCCCACUCGAGCCCCAACAAUCUGGGUCUUGGCUCUAAGCCCUGCGUGCCGAGCUCCAGGCUGC